Molecule: messenger RNA, 2933 nt
Organism: Dimorphilus gyrociliatus
Lineage: Eukaryota; Metazoa; Annelida; Polychaeta; Dinophilidae
Source: the annotation of a GenBank genome assembly
AGUCUGUCUUGAAUUUCCGCUUUCGACCUUUGACACGCUAGUCUGAAAAGAUCUUCAGAAAGGCGUCUUGUUUUUCCUUACAAUGUCAGCAUCGGCAGCAAAUUUAGUUGAAAGAAUAUUUGAUGAAAUGUCCUACGGUCCUGCACCAGAAGAUCCCAAGAAUGCAUUUGCAUGGUUAGAUGAACAUGAUAGAAAAUUCGGACAUUUUAUUGAUGGAAAAUGGUAUAAACCGGAAGGUCGAGAGUAUGUUUUCUCAAAAAAUCCCGCAAAUGGUGAAAAAUUAGCCGAAACUAUGCAAGGAGCAGAUGAAGAUGUUGAAUAUGCGGUUGGCUGUGCUAGAAAAGCUUUCCAAACUUGGAGCACUUUACCUAAUCAUAUUCGAGCUCGUCACCUUUAUAGGUUCCAGCUUAAUGAUUGUAUAAGUUUGUCUUCAAAAUUUAAUUGCGUUUUUAAUAUUUCAGCUUUGCCAGACAUGUUCAAAAGCAUCAACGAUUGUUGAGUGUUAUUGAAAGUUUGGACAACGGUAAACCGAUCAGGGAAACUAGAGAUGCCGAUGUGCCCUUAAUCGUUCGCCACCUGUAUCAUUACGCUGGUUGGGCUCAACUUAAAGAUGUUGAAAUGAAAAACUGGAAGCCAAUCGGUGUCAUUGGUGCUAUAGUACCCUGGAACUUUCCACUUAUGCUUUUGACUUGGAAAAUAGCUCCAGCUCUAGCUAUGGGAAAUACUGUUGUUCUUAAGCCAGCAUCUUACACCAGAUUGACAGCCCUAUUACUUGCCGAAAUCGCUAAAGAAGCAGGUAUACCUGACGGUGUCUUCAACGUUGUAACGGGAAAUGGAAGAUUCGGAAGUAAAUUAGCUAGUCACGAUGAUGUCGAUAAGGUUGCUUUCACUGGUUCUACUGAAGUUGGGCAGCUUUUAAGAAAAUUAACUGCUGGAACGGGAAAAAAGAUUUCACUAGAACUUGGUGGAAAAUCUCCUGUUGUUGUUUUCGAAUCUGCUGAUCUUGAUAGUGCUGUUGAAGGUAUCGUCGAUGCUAUUUGGUUCAAUCAAGGACAAGUCUGUAGUGCAGGAUCAAGAAUCUUUGUUCAAGAAACAGUUUACGAUACAUUUUUAAAGCGGCUUAAGGAACGAUUAUCCCAUUGGAGAGUUGGAGAUAGUUUGGAUAAAGCAGUGGAUAUGGGAGCUCUAGUCGACGAGAGUCAAUUGACUACGAUAAGAAAGUAUGUCCAAACGGCAAUCGAUGAAGGUGGCGAAGUAUUUCAGCCGGAUAUUAAACUUCCAGAAACUGGUCUAUUUUAUCCACCAACUCUUAUUACGAACGUUCAAACAGCAUCGACAGUAUUUUUAGAAGAAAUUUUUGGACCAGUAGCGGUUCUUUUACCUUUCAGAACUGCAAAGGAGGCAGUCUCCCUAGCGAAUAAUACCAAAUUUGGUUUAGCUGCUAGUGUCUGGACCGAGAAAACUUCUUUAAAUUUAGAAGUUGCCUUACUUAUUAAAGCUGGAGCAGUUUGGAUCAAUUGCCAUAAUAUGUUCGAUGCUGCAGCUGGCUUUGGUGGUUACCGCCAAAGCGGUUAUGGACGAGACGGUGGGAAAGAAGGUUUAUAUGAGUACGCAAAGCCGUCAUGGGAGACAAGAUGUCGGCCUGUGGUUACGGAGAAUGUCAGCGAAUUUGGAAAGCCUGUUCCUGGGCUACCGAAAUUACCAACAGCAGCUGAUUCGACAAAAAAUCCUAAAAUAGACAGAACCUACAAAUUAUUUUAUAGUGGUGGCCAAAAAAGACCUGAUGGACAAUAUAGUAGACCAGUUUACACCAAAAGCGGUCAGAUGAUUGCUCAAGUAUCUGACUCUAACAGAAAAGAUGUACGUGAGGCUGUCGAAGCUGCCCAAAAAGCUUUGCCUGGCUGGUCAAAGAGAGCUGCUCAUAAUAGAGCACAGAUUAUUUACUAUUUAGCUGAAAAUCUUGAAUUGAGAAGAAACGAGUUUUCUGAAAUGUUACAACAAUUGACAGGCGUUAGUGAGAAAGAUGCUCUUCUCCAAGUUGACAAAAGUAUUGAACGAUUAUUUUACUGGAGUGCUUAUGCAGAUAAGUAUGGUGGAACUGUACAAGAAACACUUCUUUACGGGGCUACAGUCAAAAUACACGAACCAGUUGGAUUGAUAGCUAUUAGCUGUCCAGAUGAGGAACCACUGUUGAGCUUUAUUUCACUAUUAGCUCCAGCUGUAGUAAGAGGAAAUGUAGUCGUGAUGGCAGCUAGUGAUAAAUUCCCUAUUCCUGCUAUUGAUCUAGUUCAAGUUCUAGAAACAUCAGAUGUACCAGCUGGGGUAGUAAAUGUUUUGACUGGAAACAAAGAUCAUAUUACCAAAUAUCUAGCUGAACAUCAGAAUGUCGAAGCCAUGUGGUAUUUUGGAGGAGCAUUAGGAUCGAAAUUUGUUGAGUACGAGUCGGCGGUAAACCUUAAGAGAACAUGGGUAAACUACGGCAAAGAGAGAAACUGGUCGAAUGACGAACAAGGUGCUGGUGAAGAAUUCUUAUAUCAUACAACCCAAGUGAAAAAUAUUUGGAUACCAAUGGGCGAUAUAUUUGCCAAUUAAACAAACUAGCAUUGCCAUUACUAUGAGUUUGAUUAUGAAUUAUUCAGAAUUAUCCAAUGUUGAUAGAUUAGAAAAGUCAAUGUACUUCCCUUCAUAAAAUAGCUAAAAAUAAAAAUACGCAAAUGCUAACGAAAAAUAUUUGGUUAAAUUUCCAUUACAUAAAAUGUGCUUAUGAAUGGGGAAAGUUUUGAAUACGGCAACACUGUUUAAUUUAAAUAAACAACUAAUGUAUUAGUAUACAAGUAUUAUAUGAAAUAAAAGUACUAUUAUUGUCAUAAUUUCAAAAGAAAAUUAAUACCAUUUUAUGCAUCUAUCUCCUUUAUUCAAUAUAUCAAACAAAC